Molecule: messenger RNA, 956 nt
Organism: Gracilinanus agilis (Agile Gracile Mouse Opossum)
Lineage: Eukaryota; Metazoa; Chordata; Mammalia; Didelphimorphia; Didelphidae
Source: the annotation of a RefSeq genome assembly
GUGUUUCUAGUUAACUUAUUAACCUAUAUCGUCCCAAUUCUCCUAGCAGUAGCCUUCCUCACUCUCAUCGAACGGAAAGUUCUUGGCUACAUACAAUUUCGCAAAGGACCAAACGUUAUUGGACCAUAUGGUAUUCUCCAGCCAUUCGCAGAUGCCGUAAAACUCUUCACAAAAGAACCUCUACGUCCCCUAACCUCAUCAAUUUCUAUAUUCAUCAUUGCACCAGUUCUAGCCCUAACCUUAGCCCUAACAAUCUGAACCCCACUACCCAUACCAUCAACCCUGAUAGACCUUAACCUAGGUCUCCUAUUUAUCCUAGCCUUAUCCGGAUUAUCAGUGUACUCAAUCCUCUGAUCAGGGUGAGCAUCAAACUCUAAAUACGCCCUAAUUGGUGCUCUACGAGCAGUAGCCCAAACAAUCUCUUACGAAGUGACACUAGCGAUUAUCCUUCUAUCCAUUAUACUUAUUAAUGGCUCAUUCACCCUAAAAAAUCUUAUAGUCACCCAAGAAAAUAUAUGACUAAUCAUAACAACAUGACCCUUAGCCAUAAUAUGGUAUAUCUCAACACUAGCCGAAACAAAUCGAGCUCCUUUUGACCUGACAGAAGGAGAGUCUGAACUUGUAUCGGGAUUCAAUGUUGAAUACGCUGCAGGACCCUUCGCUAUAUUUUUCCUAGCAGAAUACGCUAACAUCAUUGCCAUAAACGCAUUAACCACUAUCCUAUUCUUAGGAUCCCCUAUGAACUACAAUUUCCCUUAUAUUAACACAAUACUAUUUAUAAUCAAAACUAUACUUCUUACUGCAGCUUUCCUAUGAAUCCGGGCAUCAUACCCCCGUUUCCGCUAUGAUCAACUAAUAUACCUCCUAUGAAAAAAUUUCUUACCUAUUACACUAGCGCUUUGCCUAUGAUACAUCUCUAUCCCAAUCGCAUUUUCAAGCAUUCCCCCACAACUAUA